This is a messenger RNA of Sinocyclocheilus rhinocerous, 4662 nucleotides long. Its product is annotated as collagen alpha-1(XVIII) chain-like. Bases 123 to 4568 code for a protein of 1481 amino acids. Gene Ontology annotation, biological process: glomerular basement membrane development. The record is from RefSeq and is a predicted model, not a curated record. Lineage: Eukaryota; Metazoa; Chordata; Actinopteri; Cypriniformes; Cyprinidae. Gene Ontology annotation, molecular function: extracellular matrix structural constituent conferring tensile strength. The transcript is spliced from 43 exons.
UCACUCUCAUCAGUCGUGGCACCGGCGCGAGGACUCUUCUCACUCUAAAGCGGGAAACUUUCAUCCACCUUCCAACCAGGAUCCCAUGUAGCUAUCGGAACGGAUCAGUUUUACAAACUGAAAUGGCAAGAAGGUGGGUCGCGUUUCUAGAGCGGUUCCUCUGCUGCUUGUUCGUCGCUCUGUCACCGGCUGUAUCGCAGAGGAGAGAAGAAAGUGGAGUGUCGCUGUUGCAAUUAAUUGGUGAUCCUCCACCUGAUGGUGUCUCCAAAGUCUUUGACCAUGAUAACAGCCCUGGCUAUGUGUUUGACCAAAGCUCCAAUGUGGGUCAGUCAGCUGCAGCCCACCUGCCCAACCCUUUCUUCCGUGACUUCUCCCUUAUCUUCAACAUAAAACCCACGUCCUCCAAGCCUGGAGUCAUCUUCUCCAUCACUGACCCAACCCAGAACAUCAUGUAUGUUGGUGUGAAGCUGUCAGCGGUGGAGAAGGGCAAGCAGUAUAUAAUCUUCUACUACACUGAGCCAGACUCGCAGAGCUCAUACGAGGCGGCCAGAUUUUCCGUGCCCUCCAUGGUGAACACCUGGACCCGGUUUUCCAUCGGUGUUUUGAAUGAGCGUGUUUCCCUCUACUUCAGCUGUGACUCAGAUCCUCAGGUCAUCACUUUUGAGCGGUCUCCAGAUGAUAUGGACCUGGAUGCCGGGGCUGGAGUGUUUGUUGGUCAUGCCAGUGGAGCAGACCCUGAUAAGUUUUUGGGUUUUAUCGGCGAUAUAAGGGUGUUGAAAGACCCUGGGGCGGCUGAACGGCACUGUGAAGAAGAUGAGGAUGACUUCGAUGCGAAUCUACAGGGAUCAGGUGAUUACGGAGCAAGUGGAGAUGGAGAAGGACGACCAUCAAUCCAGCCGACACCUCCCUCCUCUCGGCCGAUCCAGCAGCCGCCGGUGACCAGCAGACCGCUUGUUGAGAAGCAGCUGACAGGCUCAGUCGAUUCCUCUUGGCAAACUUCUGGGUCCUACGGUGAUUCUCGACAAACAUCUGGCUCAUAUGGCGGUUCUCAAAAAACAUCUGGUCCUUAUGGGGAUUCCCGAAGAACCUCUAUCUCCCACGGUGAUUCCCGGCAAACAUCUGGCUCAUAUGGUGAUUCUGAACAAACUUCUGGUUCAUAUGGUGAUUCCCAAACAAACUCUGGCUCGUAUGGUGGUUCUCAACAAACUUCUGGCUCAUAUGGUGACUCUCGACAAACGCUUGACUUAAUUGAUGUUAGCAGGCAAACUUCAGGGUUGUAUGAUGAUUCUAGACAAGCUUCAAACUCUCUAAGUACGUCAGGCUCAGCUGGUGAUGGCAUACGGUAUUCUGUGGAGUCCAGACUCGGUCCUGCAGGUCCAACAGGUGCAAAAGGAGAGAAAGGAGACAGAGGAGAGACGGGUGCCAAAGGUGAGAGGGGUCUUGUGGGGCCGAAGGGUGAUUCAGGAUCUGGAUCUGGAUCUGGUGGCAGUGCAAACGGAGAGAAGGGUGACGCAGGAGAGAAAGGAAUGAAGGGUAGUUCUGGUUUUGGUUAUCCUGGAUCAAAGGGUGAUCGUGGCCCUCCUGGGCCUCCAGGGCCUCCUGGUCCCCCAGGGCCCAGUGCAGAGGUAGAAGUGAGGGGAGAUGGGUCAGUUGUUCAGAGGGUGACAGGACCAAGAGGACCACCUGGACCAGCAGGACCCCCUGGCCCUGCUGGAGCUGAAGGGGAGCCGGGUGACCCUGGUGAAGAUGGAAAAGCUGGCCAAGUUGGACCUCCUGGUUUUCCAGGAACUCCUGGGAGUUCUGGACCCAAAGGAGAGAAAGGAGAGCGAGGUGAAAGUCAGCCAGGACCUCGAGGGCCUCCAGGGCUUCCUGGCCCACCGGGAGCCCCAUCUCGCUCUGAUAGGCCUACAUUUGUGGACAUGGAGGGUUCUGGAUUUGAUUUGGACAGUGUGCGGGCAAUGCCUGGUUUGCCUGGCCUACCUGGUCCCCCUGGCCUCCCUGGCCCCCCCGGUCCUGGGUCUUCAGGCUCUGGUGGUUUUGGGCCCCCUGGUCCUCCUGGGCAAAAUGGAGCUCCAGGUCAACUGGGACUUCCAGGUCCACCAGGUGCUGAUGGAAAACCAGGCUUAAUGGGCCCAAAAGGAGAGAAGGGUGAUGACGGUGAGCUGGGCCUACCUGGACCUGUGGGAGAGAAGGGUGCCAAAGGUUCUUCUGGUUCCCCUGGCCUUCCUGGAGAGGGUGGACUUGCUGGUCUUCCAGGACCAAUGGGACCUGUUGGACAACCAGGGCCACCUGGUCCUCCUGGCCCAAGCUAUCAUGUUGGUUUUGAUGAUAUGGAGGGUUCUGGUGUUCACUUCAGUUCAGUCCCUGGAGUAAGAGGACCAGUGGGAAUCCAGGGACCUCCUGGUGCCCCAGGACCACACGGUAAGCCUGGUUUCCCAGGAUUUCCUGGAGUGAAAGGCAGUGAGGGACCUCAGGGAAAAGAUGGCCAACCUGGUUUGGAUGGCUUCCCUGGACCACAGGGACCAAAGGGCAACAAGGGAGACCGAGGCGACAGGGGUGAACCUGGUCGAGAUGGAGCUGGACUUCUAGGUCCACCUGGCCCCCCUGGACCACCUGGACAAAUUAUUUAUCGUUAUUCUGAAAAUAAUGAUGAAACUGGAGGAGCAGGGCCUCAGGGUGGGGCUGGUCUUCCUGGUCAAGCAGGAUUCCCAGGCCCAAUGGGACCAAAGGGUGACCGAGGAGAACCUGGUUCACCAGGCUACGGCAUUAAGGGUGAGAAAGGAGAACCUGGACUUAUUCUUGGACCUGAUGGAAACCCACUUUACCUUGGUGGAUUGACAAGCCAUAAGGGUGAGAGUGGGCUUCCUGGACCAGUCGGACCUCUUGGUCCAGCUGGACCUCCUGGAUUGAAAGGUGAAUUUGGAAUGCCAGGCAGACCUGGUCGCCCAGGUGUAAAUGGAUACAAAGGAGAGAAGGGAGAACCAGGGUCAGGGUCAGGGUCAGGCUCUGGAUUUGCCUACCCAGGUCCCCCUGGUCCCCCAGGGCCUCCUGGUCCCCCUGGACCUGCUGUGCCCUUGGACAGAUUCGGUAGAUAUGAAGAUUAUUCGAGACAGUAUCCAGCUAUGAAAGGAGAGAAAGGAGACCAGGGAGCUCCUGGAGUUCCAAGGUCGCCAGGUUUUUCCUCUAACUUUGAUAUCUAUGCCCUCAAGAAUGAGAUGAAGGGGGAGCACGGUGAGUCCGGUCUUAAAGGAGAAAAAGGAGAGCCAGGAGGAGGAUUUUAUGACCCUCGUUUUGGAGCUGUACAGGGACCACCAGGAAACCCUGGACCUCCUGGACCUAAAGGAGACUCAAUCGGAGGUCCCCCUGGACCACAGGGCCCACCAGGACCACCUGGAGUUGGUUAUGAUGGUCGUCCAGGAAACCCAGGACCUCCUGGACUCCCCGGUCCUCCAGGGUCACCGUCAUUGCCAGGAGCCUACAGACCACAACUCAGUAUUCCCGGACCUCCAGGUCCCCCGGGCCCUCCUGGAGUUCCUGGCACUGGAUCUGGACAGGUGACUUUCCUGAGGUCUUAUGACAUAAUGAUGGCUACGGCACGCAGACAGUCUGAAGGUGCUUUGAUUUACAUUUUGGACAGAAACGAUCUCUACCUCAGAGUUCGGGAUGGUGUCAGACAAGUGAUGCUUGGAGAUAAUAAACCCUUCUUUGGAGAGCUGGACAAUGAAGUGGCAGCGGUCCAGCCGCCCCCUGUUGUUCACUAUUCCCAAGACCACACAGCUGACAAUGGAGCAGAGCAGAUUUCUCCACCGCACCAGCCGAUCGAGUUUCCAAGGAGGGAGCCAGAGAAUAGAAACCCCAGUCCGCCCGACUCCCAUUACCCAGAUCCACGAUACCCACCCUACACUGAUAACAGGUACAUCGAUCCUGUACAACCACAUAGAUACCCCGUUCAACCUGAGAGGAACCCCAUCACUCCAGCCCGCCGCCCUAGCCCCCCUGUCAGUCAACCGGAGGGCCACACCCACACUUCUGGACCAGGGUUGCAUCUUAUCGCCCUGAAUUCUCCACAAGCGGGCAACAUGAGAGGCAUUCGUGGGGCAGACUUCCUGUGCUUCCAGCAGGCUCGGGCCGUGGGCCUGAAGGGAACGUUCAGAGCCUUCCUGUCUUCCAAACUUCAGGAUCUCUAUAGUAUCGUCCGCAAAUCUGACAGAGAGACAUUACCGAUUGUUAACCUCAAGGAUCAAGUCCUUUUCAGAAGCUGGGAGUCUCUCUUCAGUGACUCAGAGAGCAGGAUGAAGGACAAUGCUCCUAUCUACUCAUUUGAUGGCAGAGAUGUCCUGCGGGACAGUGCCUGGCCAGAGAAGAUGAUCUGGCAUGGGUCCAGUGACAGGGGUCACAGGCAGACGGAUAACUACUGUGAGACGUGGAGGGCCGGAGACCGUGCGGUGACAGGCUUGGCCUCGUCUCUGCAGGCUGGCCAACUCCUCCAGCAGACCUCCAGCAGCUGCUCCAGUUCCUACAUCGUGCUGUGCAUCGAGAACAGCUACAUGACACAAUCCAAGAAAUAAAGCCGUCCUAAAGAGCCUUUGAACACUCAACACAACCGUUUAUACAGGCCGAGUUUCGCUCCAGUAGAUGCCUGUAUCUAACGAAAAGGAAAAA